AUGGCUGGAUUUUUGAUGAAACAGAUGGUGGGCAACCAGCUCAACGAAGUGACUGGAAGUCUAGGAAUGGGUAAAGGAGAUGAUGAAGAGAAAACGGCUGAAGGAGAAGAUCCAGAGGUUGUAGCCGCGCGACUAGAGGAAGCUGAACGUCGUAAGGAGAAACAUCGCAAGAUGGAAGCAGAAAGAGAGAAAAUGCGCCAAGGAAUUCGUGAUAAGUACAAGAUUCAAAAGAAGGAGGAAGUUGGAGCAGCUAUGGAUUUUACUGAGGGACGUAUCGGUGCUCCUAGAAAGACACCAGAGGAAAUCGCCGCAGCGAUGAAUGCGGAGGAUGACAGCAUUAUCGGACAACUCGGCCUCACUGAGCAAGUGGAGCGUGCGAAAACUCUUGCAACUGGAGCACUCGAGACCGUUAAAGGAUUUCUGCCAUUUGGCAAAUAA
Messenger RNA from Cylicocyclus nassatus, 438 nucleotides. The record is from the annotation of a GenBank genome assembly. Lineage: Eukaryota; Metazoa; Nematoda; Chromadorea; Rhabditida; Strongylidae.